This is a messenger RNA of Fusarium pseudograminearum CS3096, 1320 nucleotides long. RefSeq lists its product as uncharacterized. The record is from RefSeq and is a predicted model, not a curated record. Bases 1 to 1320 code for a protein of 439 amino acids. Gene Ontology annotation, molecular function: FAD binding; monooxygenase activity. The transcript has 4 exons. Gene Ontology annotation, biological process: secondary metabolite biosynthetic process. NCBI's taxonomy places the organism in Eukaryota, Fungi, Ascomycota, Sordariomycetes, Hypocreales, Nectriaceae.
AUGUCAGCGAGCAAAACAGGCAUCAAAGUCAUUAUUGUCGGCGCUGGAUUCGGCGGGUUGACAGCUGCCAUCGAAUGUCAUCGACAAGGCCACGAUGUCGAGAUCUAUGAGUCCUUCCCUGAGCUCAAAGUUCUUGGUGACAUUAUAUCCUUCGGCGGAAACGCUGGUAGGAUCUUUCACCGAUGGUCUGAUGGCGAAGUCGUAGCUAGACUGCGUCCGAUGUGUAUCAACAUACAGGACUACGGCUUCCGGAUUCACAAAUGGGACACCGGUGAGGUUGUCUAUCACCAAAAGCGACCGCCACCAAACCCUGAGGCUCCGGUUUUGAAUGGCCAUAGAGGCGAGCUGCACGAGAUUAUCUUCAACUAUGCACGCGAUGAGCUUGGUAUUCCCAUCCAUCUUGGUCAACGAGUAUCUGAGUAUUUUGAGAACGAGGCAAAUGCAGGUAUCGUUCUGAAAAGCGGAGAAAAGAUCUUUGGCGAUGUCGUGAUUGGUGCUGAUGGUGUGAGGUCCAAGGCGAGAGAGCUCGUUUUGGGCUAUGUCGAUAAACCCAAGAGCAGUGGGUACGCUAUUUGGAGAGCUUGGUUCUCAAACAAAGACAUGAUACAAGAUCCUCGCACAAAAGAGUUCUGCGAGAAUGGCGACACCUUUAACGGCUGGAUUGGACAAGAUGUCCACUUCUUGUUCUCAACCCUCAAGGGUGGAAAAGACUGCUGCUGGGUUCUUACACAUAAAGAUGACCAUGACAUUGAUGAGUCGUGGUCGUUUCCUGGUAAGAUUGAAGAGGUUUUGGAGCUUCUCAAGGACUGGGAUCCUACUUGCCGAGCGAUCGUCGAGAAGACGCCUUCGGUCGUGGAUUGGAAGCUCGUAUAUCGCGACCCGUUGCCGACUUGGAUUAGCCAAAAAGGACGCAUCGCGUUACUCGGAGAUGCUGCUCAUCCAUUUCUUCCGACAAGCGCUCAAGGUGCGACUCAGGCUAUGGAGGAUGGUGUGACAAUUGCUGUCUGCCUCAAGCGUGCUGGCAAAGGGAACAUCCCAGGAGCGCUAAAAGCCCAUCAAAAUUUGAGAUACGAGCGCGUGAGGGCGGUUCAAAAGACCGGCGAGUCAACCAGGGAUCUCUGGCAUAAGACAGACUGGGAGAAAGCCAAGAAGGAUCCCAGUAGCAUUGGGUUCCCUAGAGAGGAUUGGAUACAUGGAUUCGAUGCCGAGCAGUAUGCUGAAGAGAACUUCGAGACUGCUUUAGGAGAUACUGCUACACAUCAAGACUCUGAGAGGAUUGUCUUGGGUCAACAGCCUGCAGUGACCAAGGUAACUAGCUAG